Xenopus tropicalis (tropical clawed frog) is the source of this 1421-nucleotide messenger RNA. RefSeq names its product RAB10, member RAS oncogene family (gene rab10). The record is from RefSeq and is a predicted model, not a curated record. Gene Ontology annotation, cellular component: recycling endosome membrane; endosome membrane; phagocytic vesicle membrane. The transcript is spliced from 6 exons. Gene Ontology annotation, molecular function: G protein activity; GTPase activity; GTP binding. NCBI's taxonomy places the organism in Eukaryota, Metazoa, Chordata, Amphibia, Anura, Pipidae. Bases 336 to 938 code for a protein of 200 amino acids.
GUGAGUACGCGGAAAGUCUGUGGGAGGGAUAGCCAUUUUGUCCGGAGUCUCCCAGCGAGGCCGGAGAGGAGGGGCUCAGAGAAGGUGGGAAGAGGCCGGGACAAGCAGGCGGCACUUAGCGAGCCGAGAAGCGCACUGAGCUGGGUGUGGGGCCGCCGGCUUUCUUUCUCUUUUCCCCUGUGUGUGCGUGUGCUUCACCCGGUGCUGGGGGCACCCUCCGGCCGGACAGUCUCCCGUCCCGUCCCCGCUGGGCCUCCCCGCCCCCCCGUGUAUGAGGAGCCGGCCGAGCCGAGGCCGCAGCCCCAGGCGGAGGGAGUGAGACGGAAACAGUGCCCAUGGCGAAAAAGACGUACGACCUGCUCUUCAAGCUGCUGCUGAUCGGGGACUCCGGGGUGGGCAAGACCUGCGUGCUCUUCCGCUUCUCGGACGAUGCCUUCAACACCACCUUCAUCUCUACCAUCGGAAUAGACUUCAAGAUCAAAACCGUGGAAUUACAAGGAAAAAAGAUCAAGUUACAGAUAUGGGACACAGCAGGCCAGGAGCGGUUCCACACCAUCACAACCUCGUACUACAGGGGAGCCAUGGGCAUCAUGCUUGUGUAUGACAUUACCAAUGCCAAAAGCUUUGAAAACAUCAGCAAGUGGCUCAGAAACAUAGAUGAGCACGCCAACGAGGAUGUGGAGCGGAUGCUGUUAGGAAACAAGUGCGACAUGGAAGAUAAGCGAGUGGUGCCCAAAGCAAAGGGAGAGCAGAUUGCUCGGGAACACGGAAUUAGGUUUUUUGAGACUAGCGCGAAAGCAAAUGUAAACAUUGAGAAGGCAUUCCUCACGUUAGCAGAAGACAUACUACGAAAGACUCCCGUUAAAGAGCCCAACAGUGAAAAUGUAGAUAUCAGCAGCGGCGGAGGGGUCACGGGCUGGAAGAGCAAAUGUUGUUGAGCGUCUCUGGUUGCGACUUUCACCAUCCACCGCCCCUUACACCUCCCCCUCGCAACAUAAACCACUCCCCCCACCCCCUCUCCCCUCCCCCGUCCAUUUUAACCUUAAUAUGAAUGUUUCCUGACCUCCUUCUCUCAUAUUAACACAUUAUAUCCCAUCGCCUCUUCCAUUUAAAGAAAUGCUUGCUGGGAUCUUUUUUUUUUCCUCAAGGCAAAAAUGUAUAGAAAGUGGGAAAAAGACCCCCCAACACACACACACACACACGGAGUAAAUAAAUCAUGUUUGUGACAUUCUCGCGUUACCAUGACCCCCCCGGUCACUACAUUUUGGUUGUAUCGCUGUAACCCAGUCCUGCCAUUACUAACAUGGGAAGUCACGCGGAUCCCUUCGGCCAUCCUUACAGUUCUGUUCUGGGGGGAAAUAAGAGCCCUGUACAACAAUAAAAGUUAGAAUGAAUCCUUUCUUUUGUAUCCAUAACAGGAA